AUGCCCCAAUUAUUUAUUAAUAAUAAUCUUAGUGUAACUUCUUCGGAAACUGUCAAACUGUUGAGUAUGCUGACUAUGCUGUGCACGUUACCGAUGGCAACUGUAGAAAGCGAACAAUGUUUCUUUACAUUAGAGAGAAUAAAGACAUUUUUACGAAAUACUAUAGGACAAGAAAGACUAUUUGCGUUUGCCAUGUUAAGUAUAGAGAAACCGUUUAUAAACAAUAUUGUUAAUUUUAAUGAGCGUGCUAUCAAUCAUUUUUCAAAUAAAGACCGAAGAGUUGAUCUAAAAUUUAAAACAUUUGAAAAAAUAUAUUUUGAUUAA
This is a messenger RNA of Psylliodes chrysocephalus, 324 nucleotides long. NCBI's taxonomy places the organism in Eukaryota, Metazoa, Arthropoda, Insecta, Coleoptera, Chrysomelidae. The record is from the annotation of a GenBank genome assembly.